AUGAGCAAACAACAGCAGUGUGACCUUUUAGUAACCCUGCACGAGCUUGAAUGCUUGAACCAAGGUGCGUACAGCGACGAUGUUAACACAGUACGAGCCCAGCUUCAAAAGUAUGAAACCAAAAGGCAGCUGAUCAUCGUACACCUCGACGGCACUCCCAUACCCGAACGCCGACACAUCAAGCUUUUAGGCUUCACCAUUCAAAACAACGGUGCAAGCGAUAUCGCCGUCUCCACCCUCUCCAAACAGAUAAAUCGAAUCACACACAUCCUCGGCCGUGUUUCCCGCCGCCACAUAGGCCUCAAAGAGAGCUACAUUAGACGAGCCAUCGAUGCUCUCAUCUACUCUCUCGUACUCUACCAUAUCCCCUACACCCCGCUCACUACCCGUCAACUCCAACACCUCCAGAAACAGCUCCGCAAACCCACCCGCCUUGCUCUCGGCGUGCCACAGUACGCUCCCCUAGAGCACUUGCAACAGAUGGACCCCUUCAACACAGAAGAGGAGCGAGUCGACUUGCACCAUCUGAGUCAACAGCAACGCCUAACCACGUCCCUGUAAGAUCGCUAAGUUCUCACCUCUCUCGGUUACGACACCCUGCACUUCCAUCCCAUCGAAAGAACCACACCUCCCUGGGAUACCAUACCCCAACUCACCACACUCCCCAUACCCAAACAUAUGAAUCCCGACAGCAACCCGGAACGCCGCAAGCACAGAGCCAAACUCAUAUCCCAAAAACUCGCCACACUUCAGGCACAGCAGCCCCAAAUCUACUACGCAGCCGCCAGCUACGACCGUGGCACCAAACUUGACCGCACCGCAAUUCACUGUCCCCAGACAAACACAACGCUUAGGCAAACAUACACCGAAGCGCCUUCGGCAGACCUUCUGGAGACUCAGGCGCUGUGCUCCGCCAUUCACCAUGCUAUCGCCAACCCCCACGAGGGACACACCUCCAUCACUGUCCUGACAGAUUCCCAAAAGGCAGUUCGCACAAUUCAGUACAACCAACUCCCCAACUACGUGUCGCGCGAGCUUCGAGCCGCCCUCAACACCACCCCCGCCCUUCGCUUCUACAUCUAUUGGAUCCCUGGCCACGCUCUUAUCCCAGGCAAUGAACGAGCACAUUCACUUUUCCGAGUCACUUCCACUCCGGGUCCUGCGAUUGACUGGCCUCCCAAGUAG
Messenger RNA from Ixodes scapularis (black-legged tick), 1185 nucleotides. RefSeq lists its product as uncharacterized. The transcript is spliced from 2 exons. The record is from RefSeq and is a predicted model, not a curated record. Gene Ontology annotation, molecular function: RNA-DNA hybrid ribonuclease activity; nucleic acid binding. NCBI's taxonomy places the organism in Eukaryota, Metazoa, Arthropoda, Arachnida, Ixodida, Ixodidae.